AUGGUCUCUGUACUCGGAGAGGUGGCAAGUCUUGGUACUUUGGGUCUCCCUCAAGGAACACCUGUCGUCGCCGUUUGUUCAUCACCAAUAUCGAACUUUGCUGUUAUCCAUGCAGGACAGGUGUUCCCUAAACCUUUCGUGGAUGCCAACGACAGUGUCAAUGGCCUACUUCCCCUUCUUGUCGCCGGGCUCGGGAUUGGGAUGUGGACCUUCACAAACCGGAAUGGGCGCGAGCCAACAGUUCGAAUAUCGGUGAUAGCCCCCCGCAGUGACUCCUUUGCUCGGUCAUUGUUGUCCGUCUUACAAGGUCACGGAUAUUCCGUAUCUUUACUUUCGACCCACGAGAUCCUAUUCGAGGAACUUCAGUUCUUGGAAUCUUCGCGUUACGUGUUUUGCGAGUCAACUCCGGCUGUAUGGGCACGGACAUUGGAUGGCCUUAGUACCUGUGCGUCCAUAUAUCAGUGGGGCAAGGAUCUCAAUCAAAGCAUGAUGAGGGAUCCGUGGUUAGUUCGCGAUACACUUUCACAAGUCCUACCUCUAUUAACGCCACCCUUUCCACCGCUCGAGCCGGCUCUUCGUGUGCAAGAUGUGCUAGCUGCUUCCCGUAGUACGAGGAAGCUCCUGUUCGAUCCGCACAAAAAGUAUCUGCUUAUCGGAGGAAUCGGAUCUUUGGGACUUCACAUCACCCUGUGGAUGUACGAGAACGGCGCGAGGAAUAUUAUUUUAACCAGUCGUUCUGGAGGGAGCACUUUGACGCAGAAAAAGGACAAUCUGGCGAUUCGGAUACUGUCUUAUCUCAAAACACUGGACGGCCUUUCAAUGCGCCUGGGAGCUUACGAUGCUACCUCACAGGAUGACAUGCGAAACCUGAUCAACUCCGCCGGGCCGGAAAGUUCUAUUGGCGGAUGUAUCAUACUUACAGCUGCACUCUGCGAUAGGUUGUAUCGCUUACACGACAAGGAGAGCUAUCAACAGGCCGUUGAUCCCAAGGUUGGCGCUUUUGAGGUUCUGCGGAAGUGCACGGAUGUGGACAAGUUAGAUUUCCUGGUGUCUUUUUCUUCGAGCGCCACCUUUGGUAUCGCUGGCCAGACGAAUUACUCUAGUGGCAAUACCGCGGUGGACUCGCAAAUCCGACCACUUUGCAAUGCCUUAACACUCAUCGCACCCCCGGUGGUCGAUACUAUCACUAUCACCAACUCCGAACAACUAGAGUCAGAAGCUCGAUUGUCAUAUAUAAUGCCCUGGAUUUUGAGUGCGAGACAGAUCUGUGCGGCCCUUGGAGAUGGUAUAAAUCAACUCAAGCACGGCACACCGGUUUGGCAGAUGAUUCCCGAACUGGAUUGGGGAGCAGUGACUGCAUCACUUGGCCCAUCGUCGCUCUACGCACAUAUGACUCCGCCCGAGCCAUCGGAAGAUAACACUUCCUCUACCCAGAACUUGACCGAAGAAGGACUCGCCAGUCUUAUUUGCGAGCAUUUGGAGUUACCCCGCAAGGAUUUGGAUCUUGAAGUUCCGCUGACUUCAUACGGUUUGGAUUCUCUGUCUGCUGGCAGGCUGUCAAUCACAUUGAAGCCUUACGGUACGCUCACUCAAGUCCAAUUGCUCGCCGACCUCAGCACCACCGGUAUCAUCAAGCGAUUGAAGGAAAGUCCCGUUGGUAUGAAAUCUACGAAAAUGCCCAAUGGCACGGCCGAUGCCAAUGUCAAGGACAAGAUUAAGCUUAUGCAUGACCUUGCGACUGAAUACUCCUCCGACUUCCCCAAACCAGUCUCUAAACGAGAGGGCCAACGCCAACGAGUCGUAUUACUGACUGCAAGCACCGGAUACCUGGGGUCCUGUAUGUUGAUGAACUUGGUCCGCGAUCCUACGGUCACGCACAUCUAUACACUGAACCGUCUAGGGAACACCAGCCCUGAGUCUCGACAGAGACGCGUCCUUUCUGAUUGUGGCCUGAACCCGUCAGAAGUGUUCGACUCUCAGAAAGUUACCUGGCUCAAAGGCGACCUUACACAGCCCCAUCUUGGUCUCGAGAAGGAUACUUUUGCAGAGAUGAAAACUCGGGUGACCGAUGUGGUCCAUCUUGCCUGGCGGGUUAAUUUCAACCUGGAGCUUUCUCUAUUCACAUCGAGUCUUCGCGGACUCCGAAAUUUGCUUGAUUUGGCUAUUGACAAUAGCGCUCGCUUCAUGUUUGCUAGCAGCCUUGCCGUUUUUGCCAAUGGUCCCAAAGGAGUCAUAACAGGAGCGGAGCGCGUUGCCGCGGAAAUGGCCGUACGGAUAGGUUAUAGCGAAUCAAAAUGGGUUGGCGAAGAGAUUAUAUUUGCUGCGUCCGAAGCAACAGGACUCCAAUCCACGGUUGUCCGUGUUGGACAAUUAUGUGGCGCAAGUUCUUCCGGAACUUGGAAUGUUAAAGAGUGGUUCCCAACAAUGGUGCAGGUAUCUUCGGUGACGAAGGUUCUCCCUGACGACGCGAGACAAGUUUCGUGGUUACCAAUCGACGUAGCGGCGCAGGCCAUGGUUGAUAUACUACGCCAGCGAGCGGAUUCGUCCCCGACCUCGUCUACAUCGAUUGAAGCCCUUGCACAUCCUUGUCUGAUUCCAUGGCAAGCGAUAGCCACGGUGCUUGCCGAUGAGUUGGGCGCCACGAUAAUCCCAUAUCCAGAAUGGUUCAAGCGUGUCGAAGAGUUGUUAGGUACCCUGGACUUUGAGGACCUCAAUGCCAAGCGUCUGCUUCCCUACUUCCGUGGUGUUGAUUCCUUUGGAGACCGUGAACAUGGCAAUAGGGAUGCGUUUGGGUUAGCCCAGAUGCUGGUCUCGCCUCCGACGGGGUCCACGCUGGCAAAUGCGUCGCCACUAACAGAGAGAACAGUUCAGUCUUGGGUAACAUACUGGAGAGGUGUUAAGUUCCUACGGUGA
Molecule: messenger RNA, 2913 nt
Organism: Marasmius oreades (fairy-ring Marasmius)
Lineage: Eukaryota; Fungi; Basidiomycota; Agaricomycetes; Agaricales; Marasmiaceae
Exons: 8
Coding region: 1-2913 (970 amino acids)
Biological process (GO): secondary metabolite biosynthetic process; fatty acid biosynthetic process
Molecular function (GO): fatty acid synthase activity
Source: RefSeq, a predicted model, not a curated record